This is a messenger RNA of Silurus meridionalis, 1318 nucleotides long. RefSeq names its product ADP-ribosylation factor related protein 1 (gene arfrp1). NCBI's taxonomy places the organism in Eukaryota, Metazoa, Chordata, Actinopteri, Siluriformes, Siluridae. Gene Ontology annotation, biological process: Golgi to plasma membrane protein transport; protein localization to organelle; intracellular protein transport. Gene Ontology annotation, molecular function: GTP binding; GTPase activity. The coding region runs from base 295 to 900 and encodes 201 amino acids. The record is from RefSeq and is a predicted model, not a curated record. The transcript has 7 exons. Gene Ontology annotation, cellular component: Golgi apparatus.
UACUACAAUUCCCACAAUGCCCCCACAGUAAACGUUGGCAUAGCGGAAGUGUAAGUCUACUUUGUAGAAAAAAGAGUUUGAUAUACUUUUGACAUAUUUUAGGUUUAUUUCUACAAUAUUAUUUAAGUAUUGACUCCUGCAUUCUUCAUCUAGUGAUACAUCACUCGAGUAGAAGGUAUUGUAGCUGAGCUAGCGCGUGCAGUGAAACUAGCAUAAAAAUCCCUUUAGCACCAAAUGUAUGUUGCUGAUAUGAUGUGAGUCUAGAAGGAAAAGUCAGGUUUGUCACGGUUCAGGAUGUACACCUUGUUGUCAGGCCUUUACAAAUACAUGUUUCAAAAAGAAGAAUAUUGCGUUUUGAUUCUUGGGCUCGAUAAUGCUGGCAAAACGACAUUUCUGGAGCAAACCAAAACGAAAUUUAGCAAAAACUACAAAGGAAUGAGCCUUUCCAAAAUCACCACCACUGUCGGGUUGAAUAUUGGCACUAUAGAUGUUGGGAAAGCACGUCUGAUGUUUUGGGAUCUUGGAGGACAAGAUGAACUGCAGUCACUAUGGGACAAAUACUACGCAGAAUCUCAUGGUGUUAUAUAUGUAAUUGACUCAACUGAUGAAGAGCGUCUGACUGAGUCAAAGAAUGCCUUUGAGAAGAUGAUUAGUAGCGAGGUGCUUGAAGGCGUUCCUCUUCUUGUUCUUGCGAAUAAGCAAGACGUAGAGAAUUGCUUGUCUGUACCUGAUAUUAAGACAGCAUUCAGUGACUGUGCACCCAAGAUAGGUAAACGAGACUGUCUGGUCCAGCCAUGUACUGCUCUGACAGGUCAGGGGGUAAACGAAGGAAUUGAGUGGAUGGUAAAGUGUGUGGUUCGGAACAUUCAUCGCCCACCUCGUCAAAAAGACAUUACAUAAACUUGCAAACUUGUGUGUGUGUGUUUGUAUGUGUGACUGACUGUCUGUCUGUGUGCAUGCAUUUGCAUCCUAAGUUGUUGAUUUGUGUGAAAUCAAUCAAGUUAAAUUUUAUUGCAAUGGUUUCAUUAGUUGCAUUUAUCCAGCUUUUUUCUUUUACACUAAAGCACCAGCUGUUUUUUUUUUGUUGUUUGUUUUUUUUGUUUUUUUUGUUUUUUUUAAAGACCACCAUUUAAGUAUAAAAAUUAGUUGUUUGUUUAUCAACACUAAAAUAUUAUUGAUAUAAUCUGGACAUUCUACAUUUAACAUACACAAGUAGGAGUCUUUGCCCAGCAGCUUGGUUGUAUUUUUCGUUUCUUUACCUACUUGGAUUUUUAUCAACUUGUAUAAAUUGUGUAAUAAACGCAUUGUUAAAGAAUAA